GGAAGAGGGGUCCAGCAGCGAAAUGGGCCGUAAAACGGCUCCUCCGUUUUGUUUUUAAAAUUGAAGGGAUGGGUUGUAGAGUAGAAUCAUGCUUCAGUUGUGUGUAUUAUAAAAACUAUAAUCCGUAGAUACGCUGACAGGACGUACAAGUGAGCCUCCGGAAGGGUCCCACAGGGUACUGCAGGGGAACGCGGCCUCCUGCCAGCCAUUUUAAAUGAGAAUGUCCCUAGCACAGAGAGUGCUGCUGACCUGGAUCUUCACCCUGGUCUUCCUCAUCAUGCUGGUGCUGAAGCUGGAUGAGAAGGUCCAGUGGAACUGGUUCCUCAUCUUCCUCCCCGUCUGGGUCUUCGAUGCCAUCCUCCUCCUCAUGCUCAUCGUCAAGAUGGCGGGCCGCUGCAAGCCGGGCUACGACCCGCGCAACGGCUCGCAGGACCUGAGGAAGAAGGCGUGGUACCUGGUGGCCAUGCUGCUGAAGCUGGCCUUCUGCCUCACGCUGUGUGCCCGGCUGCAGCACCUCACCGACAUGAAGCUGACGUUCGUCUGCAUCCCGCUCUGGGCCCUCCUCAUAGGCGCCAUGGCCGAGCUGGGCUACAACAUCUUCCCCGACAGAAGAGACUAACAGGUUUUCCGUUUCCGAGAGGAAGGGGGCGACCCCCGCCCCCCCCGGCCCUCUCGCCCAAGCAAGAACACGCAUCCUUCUCCCCGACGGGGGAAAGCCACCUGUGCCAACAGCACCGCCCGGCCGGCAGCCAGAGGGGGGGCUUAGCGGGGGGUUUCCAGCCGGGGGAGUCACGUGGACCGCCGGGAAUUCUGGGAAGGGCCGGUCGUCUCGCAGAGCUGCAGCUGUUUGGCAGGGAGCCGGGUUCAAAAGAAAGGGGGUGUUUCUGCAUCAGCGUUUCCUUCUGCAUCGUCUGUGCCGCGCCCACCGAGACCCUCUCGUUCCGCCUGGAGUUGUCCGUCAUUCUCUUAGGGAGGCUUGCCUUUGGGAGGGUCGCCUGCAUUCCGGACAGCGUCUCGGCCAUCACUACCCCUCAUCUUUACAGGACUCUGAA
Messenger RNA from Megalops cyprinoides (Indo-Pacific tarpon), 1052 nucleotides. It is a transcript of the gene tmem60, whose product is annotated as transmembrane protein 60. The coding region runs from base 215 to 619 and encodes 134 amino acids. Lineage: Eukaryota; Metazoa; Chordata; Actinopteri; Elopiformes; Megalopidae. The transcript is spliced from 2 exons. The record is from RefSeq and is a predicted model, not a curated record.